UAAGAGGAAGCGUGCUCCGGCCUUGAAAUCUCCAUUUGUUGAUUUCGGGUCUGCUGAUGUCGGGAGCACUCCAAUGGAGCUUAUGUCCUCAGGUUCUCAGUCUGCUGGGGAUGAUAGGGAUUUCAAAAUGGUGACUUAUGUGAAGGGCCUUUAUGCUCUUAAUGAUGCUUUUGCUGAUCCCGUAUCUACCGAGAUUGAGGCAAAAUUUGACUCUUGGAUUGGUGAAGGAUUGCUUAAACAUCCCAGGCAUUAUAAUUGUUAUGAAGACGGCGCAAAGAAAUUUACCCCGGGUUUUAGGCUAGGUGUUGAUUAUGUUGAGGAUAAAACUUGGUUUUACCAUUUGGCCACAUGCGACAUGUUUAUGAACGACUCGCAUAUGAACACCAUAUUCUAUUACCUUCGGAAAAAAGGUAAGUAUUCUUCCGCUGUGACGUUGAAUUUCGCAACCACUGAUUGUCUUUUUGAUGAUUCGAUCCAAGCAUUGUACCACAAAUUUAACAAGGCCAAGUCAAUGAAGACUAAGAUGUCACACAUUCACGCUGCCCACCCAAUUGCGCAUUACAUCCGAGGUAUGCGCAUUCCCUGUUCCAAGCCUUGAUAUGAAGCCGAUCACGUGCUUUUCAUCAUCAAUUUAAGAAGGGAAAGUCAUUGGGUUUUUGGGCGUCUUGACGUGCACGAAAGGACGUUAUUUCUGUACAAUUCUUUGAGAACCGCGAAGAUGAAUGCCGCAGCUAGGAAUGCGAUGAAGGCUUAUUCCGUGUUGCUGCCUUUGUUUUUCGAUUUACUUGGGUUCUGGAAGAAUAGAGCAC
Cannabis sativa is the source of this 809-nucleotide messenger RNA. RefSeq lists its product as uncharacterized. Lineage: Eukaryota; Viridiplantae; Streptophyta; Magnoliopsida; Rosales; Cannabaceae. Bases 74 to 598 code for a protein of 174 amino acids. The transcript has 3 exons. The record is from RefSeq and is a predicted model, not a curated record.